Messenger RNA from Botrytis cinerea B05.10, 843 nucleotides. RefSeq lists its product as hypothetical. The record is from RefSeq and is a predicted model, not a curated record. The transcript is spliced from 4 exons. The coding region runs from base 275 to 664 and encodes 129 amino acids. Lineage: Eukaryota; Fungi; Ascomycota; Leotiomycetes; Helotiales; Sclerotiniaceae.
GUGUUGUUUGCGACAUCAAAUUCUGCAGACAGCUUAGCUUGUAUCGGAGUUGUAAUGAAUGAAAUCAUGAAUGCAAAUGAAAAUCCGCUAGUAAUACUGGGUAGAUAUCGAUACCACUCAAGUUCUCCAGCCAGAAGCAAUAUAUAAGACUACUAUCUACAGAACUUUCCUAAACUUAUCAUCAUCAGCUCCGACAACUUAAUCUCAGAUAUCUCUUCAUCUACCUCAAACAAACCAAUUGAGUCUUUUCAAGAAGUCAACUCAAACCGCAAUCAUGAAGUUCACCGUCGCAACUCUUUUCCUCGCAACCAUCUUUGGCAUGGUCAUUGCUGCUCCCCUCAAGAGAGAAGAAGCCGCUGUUGCAUCUACUGAGGGUGCUUUCGAGGAGCAGAAGACUAUUGUUAUCGUUCGUGUCAAGGGCGAGGAAGUUGAAGAAGCCGCGUCAAAAAAGAGAGAUGAGGCCGCUACUGCCUCUACUGAAGGUGCUUUCGAGGAACAGAAGACCAUUGUCAUUGUUCGUGUAAAGGGCGAGGAAGUUGAGGAGGCUGCAUCUAAAAAGAGAGACGAAGCUGCUGUUGCCUCUACUGAGGGUGCCUUUGAAGAGUCAAAGACUAUUGUUAUUGUCCGUGUUAAGGGUGAGGAAAUUGAAGAGUCUGCAUCCUAGAUAGUGUAGUUAAUAUUUGGAUCUGGGGGAUAUUCGAGAUGACUUAUGAUUUAUGAUCACAAGUAUGAGGAUGAGAUGGGGGUUAGUACCGGAUCUAGAAUAGUUGAAUGUCUAGAGCCUGAGUAGUAGAUGAAGGGCUUUCCGAUUGCGGUCUUGCCGAAUGCUAUAGCGUAACUUCA